This is a messenger RNA of Sparassis crispa, 369 nucleotides long. RefSeq lists its product as hypothetical. NCBI's taxonomy places the organism in Eukaryota, Fungi, Basidiomycota, Agaricomycetes, Polyporales, Sparassidaceae. The coding region runs from base 1 to 369 and encodes 122 amino acids. The transcript has a single exon. The record is from RefSeq and is a predicted model, not a curated record.
AUGGCUCAGAUGGUGCACAUCGCUGGAGCCGAGACGGCACUGGCCAUGUGGGAGCAGCUCCGCACAGUCAAGGAACAGCGUGGACAGCAUGGAAUUCUCGCGCUGUGCCGGCGUUUUUACCGGAUGCAAGCCAAGGAAGAAGACAAUAUCUCCAAUCAUAUCACACAGUUGCGACAGAUCCAGGAACAACUCCACCUAAUGGGGAAGGUUGUUUCUGACGAGGAUUUCCGGCUCAUCCUGGCCACUUCAUUACCGGAGAGCUGGGAUUCUUUCCUCAGCUCUUACUUUGGCGCUGAAGGCACUGACAACGUGCGCCCUCAGCUUACAUCACAAGAAUUGAUUGCCAUCAUUCUUGAUGAAAAUAGGUGA